This is a messenger RNA of Passer montanus (Eurasian tree sparrow), 1668 nucleotides long. Its product is annotated as urotensin-2 receptor-like. Gene Ontology annotation, molecular function: urotensin II receptor activity. Gene Ontology annotation, biological process: neuropeptide signaling pathway. The transcript has a single exon. Bases 574 to 1668 code for a protein of 364 amino acids. The record is from RefSeq and is a predicted model, not a curated record. Gene Ontology annotation, cellular component: membrane. Lineage: Eukaryota; Metazoa; Chordata; Aves; Passeriformes; Passeridae.
UCCUCAGCCAGUGGCCCAGUAUAAAUUUGGAACUAUUCACACUGGUGUGUGAAGCUGUGAGCCAGGCACAUUCCUCCAUGCAGUGGUCAAGGCAGCUCUCGGGGGUUGGUUCAGCGGGGCCUGGCCCACCUCUCCAAAGUCUGUCUGAGCUGAGCUGACAGACUUGGGAGCAGAAAUCUACUUGUUCAUCUACUGUUUCUUUGGGCCCAGCAAACUCUGGAGAAGCAACAAGGCUAGCGAAGAAAAGAGACAUUUCCUCCGGGCUGGCAGAGGUUACCUUGCAUGUAUUGGUCUUGAAGGAAAAGGCAGUGUCCCUUUCUUGGCUCUUUCAUGGUUAAGGAAAACAACCGGGCAGAGCUUGUGAUGGACAACAUCAGCAAAAUGGACUGGACAGUUGGAGGUGAGGAACAGACUGCUCUGGAGCACCCUGUCUAUGUCUGAUGAACUCUCCCCAUUCUUCCCUUGGCUGUUUUGCUGUUAAGGAUAGACGUGUCCCUUACAGCGAGGGCGGAAGGCAGGAGGAAGGAACAGGUCUCUGACAGCUUGAUUUGCUCUUGCUUAACUUACCCAAAGAUGUCUUACAACACUUCUCUCAUCAGCCCAAGUCCUAGAGAGGAUCCCAAGGGUGGCAGUUUCUUGGAGGAAAGCAAUGGUGGGGGUGAUGACAGCAAUGUCCUGGGAGGGGACAGCCUGGUCACAGGGCCGCUGGGCGCAGUGCUGCUGGUCAUGUGCCUCACUGGGAUGGUGGGGAACAUCUACACAGUGGCAGUGGCCUCUGGCAGGGUGGCAGGCUGCUCAGCAGGCCCCUUGGGGGUCUACAUGAUCAACCUUGCCCUGGCUGACCUCCUGUACCUUUCCACCAUCCCCUUUGUGGUUUGCACCUACUUUGCCCACGACUGGUUCUUUGGGGAUGUGGGUUGCAGGCUUUUGCUCAGCCUGGACCUCCUCACCAUGCAUGCCAGCAUCUUCCUCCUGACUGCCAUGAGCCUGGAGAGGUACUGGGCGGUGGCCAAGCCUCUGCGGGCCCGGCGGGCCGGCAACGCCUGCCGCAGACUGGCCAGCGCCAUCCUCUGGCUCCUCUCGCUCCUGCUCACGGCCCCCAUGAUGGCGAUGACUCAGCUGCGGCAGGGGGAUGGCCCCCAAAAGCGCAUCUGCGUCCCCACCUGGACGCCAUCGGCUUUCCGGCUCUACCUGACGGUGCUGUUCACCACCAGCGUCCUGGCACCCGGCGCCGUGCUGGGCAUCGUCUACACCCGCCUGGCCCGGGCGUACCAGUCCUCGGCCUGGCGCCGGGGGCUGCCGGUGGCCGGCCGGGCCCCUGCGCGGCGGCUCCUCUCCAGGAUCUCCGCCAUCGUGGUGGCCUACUGGGCCUGCUUCCUCCCCUUCUGGGCCUGGCAGCUGGCCGGGCUGUACCAGGGAGAGGGGCUGGGCAUCGGCCCCACUGCCCAGGCCUACCUUAACUUCGGUGUCACCUGCCUGGCCUACGGCAACAGCUGUGUCAACCCCUUCCUGUACACCCUGCUUGCCAGCAGCUACCGCCGGCGCCGUGGCCGCGCUGGGACGGGCGAGGCACGGCCUGCAGCACCCUCUCGGCAGGCUGCGGGAAGGCACAGCAUCCCCCCGGCUUUCGGGGAGUUCUCGGGGUCUGUGAGGGAAAGUGGGCAGUGA